AUGGCGGGCGCCAGCAGCAGCGCUGGCGCGCGGAAGGCGCGGCGCCAGCGGUCCAACACCAAAGCGAUGUUCCGCAUGCGGUGCACCCAGAGGCAAGCUCCCGGCAUCGACAGGUUCGCACCGGUGCGGUUGGUGGUCUUCGACUUCGACGAGUGCCUGACGCUGCUGACCUACGACGUCCGCGAGACCGACCCCCCCGCGACUCAGGAGAAGUACAUCAGGCUCAACUUCGAGUCUCCCUGGGUUGACGGCAGCCGGCUGGCCUACCUGAGGCGCAUGUUGAAGGACAUCGCCACCUCCGUAGACGGACAGCCGAGGUGCAUCGCUGUCCUGACUCGGAACAAUAUGGGUGUCAGGGCGGUGCUGACCAUUCUCAAGUUGGCCGGCCUGGCGGACCACUUUAGCGCGGUGUGGAGCAUCCCUUACCGAGCUGGGAACCGGCACGGCGCGUACCGGGACAGGAGAGGGUCGUGGUUGAUGUUCGACCCGCCCAUCCUCGACGUGCCGGACCACAAGGCUGACGUGCUGCAGCACAUGGCUGACCACCCCGUCCAGUGGUUCCCGCAGGCGGCCAACGGCCGGAGGCCCCCGAGGUUGAGAGAGCUCUUCGGAAGCGGCGUCGGCAGCACGCUGAAGCUCGAGGAGUUCGUGCUGGUGGACGACCAGCGGGCAAACUUUCAGAGCGCCUCGGGGGCCCAGGUGCUGAGAUACGGCAAGGUCGCCCGGUACGACGCGCCGUACAGCAACAUGGGCGUCUGCAAGAACAUGGGCGGCAUCGGCGCCCACAGCGAGCUGGACUACAGGACGCUGAAGAGGUUCGUGGAGGAGCCUUGGCUGUACAGCGAGACCCUGCAGGUGGCGUGCUAUGAGCAGGGCAUUGAGGACAACGAGCGGGUGCCCGUGGAGAUCGUUGUGUUCGACUUCGACGAGACGCUGACCAUUGCGACCUUCAUGCCGCAGGAGCGCGGCUUCCGGGAGGAGGUGGGUUUUUGGUUCUUCGACCAUCGUCCUCUUCCGACUGGACCCGUUCCAGCUUAG
Molecule: messenger RNA, 1038 nt
Organism: Prorocentrum cordatum
Lineage: Eukaryota; Dinophyceae; Prorocentrales; Prorocentraceae
Source: the annotation of a GenBank genome assembly